AUGGCGCUCAACUCGCAUAUUUUCUACAACAGCGAGUUGAGGCCCGCCUCGCGCUCCUCAACCGUGUAUGAAUGCCAAACAGACGGACCUACCGAUCGCUUUUAUCAACAUCAUCGGCGAAUCGGUACAGUCGUGACAGGUUGUCAGAGCAACCCGGUCGAAGCUCGCGCAGUCGCCGUAAUAGAACGCCUUCUUCUGGCGUCGUCCAUCUCAGCGAAAACAUCAUGGGUCAUCUGCCUCUACCGAGAUCAACUUUAUCAAAUUGAGUCCGCGCUAGAAGGAUCCAACGUUGCGAUCAAACCGUACAAUCCCAAGCGCCUCAAUGUCGCCCUCUCCAGAGCUCGCGACGGUAUGUUAAUCUGGGUUCGGUUGUGCACUUCGAGGUGGGCAGGGAGCGAUGGAGUGCGCCAAACCCUAACUCAUGGAAUCGGCGAUGAAACGGAGAUAGCGAUGGGACCCGAAUAA
Molecule: messenger RNA, 465 nt
Organism: Ostertagia ostertagi
Lineage: Eukaryota; Metazoa; Nematoda; Chromadorea; Rhabditida; Trichostrongylidae
Source: the annotation of a GenBank genome assembly